Messenger RNA from Pseudogymnoascus verrucosus, 1660 nucleotides. RefSeq lists its product as uncharacterized. The transcript has 3 exons. NCBI's taxonomy places the organism in Eukaryota, Fungi, Ascomycota, Leotiomycetes, Thelebolales, Thelebolaceae. Bases 431 to 1411 code for a protein of 326 amino acids. The record is from RefSeq and is a predicted model, not a curated record.
CAUCAUUACUUGAGACAUACGAUUACUGAUCGCCCCGAUAUGUAUUAAGCGAUUAGUAAUUGCAAGUCCUAAGCCGUUAAUGUGCGACUGCCGAUUGGUAUGAGAGCCAAUCUGUCUAGACUUUAGUAGGAAAUCUAGAGUUUGAUAUCGGGAGACGCAUUGUACCGACUGUCCGCAUGCGAAUGCUUAAUUUCGGUUUUCGGUUCGUUACCAUAACCAUCUGGUCCGAAUGGGCCCGCGAUGUAAUGAGCAGACAGCAUCACCCGGCUGAAGGUGGCGGUUACUAAGCCAACUGGAAGAAUAUCGAAUUAUUCAAUCGCCUGAUCCUGUCAGAAGGAGGUGUCUGCUUUAAAAAGAGAAAGCCUUCACUAAAGGACCCAUUAGAUAAACCUUAGUUCCACAUCCUAUAUCUUACAGUUCCAUUGCAAUCAUGACUUCGAUCUCAGCAAUCCGCGCCCAGUUGCAGCCCAUUCCCCUUCCUACGCAGUCAUUCGCAGACCAGACAAUCAUCGUCACAGGAUCCAACACUGGCCUCGGUUUUGAAGCGGCGCUACACUUCGUACGACUCAAUGCGGCGCGAGUAAUCCUUGCAGUGAGAUCUGUAAAGAAAGGCGAUGACGCAAAAGCCUCUAUUGAAACCUCCACGAACCGCAAAAAUGUUAUCGAGGUGUGGCAGGUCGACAUGUCCGACUACGAUUCCAUUAAAGCCUUUGCAACAAGGUGUGAUUCGCUGGACAGGUUAGACGCUGUCAUUGCAAAUGCAGGUGUUUUGAGAAACACUUACGAGGAGUCUGAUGGGACCGAGAUUACCAUCAAGGUGAAUGUUAUCGGGACGUUUUUGCUUGCAAUCAACCUCUUUCCGGUUCUGAGGAGAUCAGGAGCAAAAGUCGGAAAAGCAUCUAGGCUAGUGGUCACAAGUUCUGUCAUGCACGAAGAAGCAAAAUUCCUAGAGCGAAAAGAACCCUCGAUUUUCCAAGCGUUUAACAAGAACAAGAAGUCGUACAUCGGAGAUCGAUACAGCACCUCUAAACUCCUCGAAGUUUUUCUAGUCCGUUCCUUAGCCGCAGCUAUUCGGAAAGGUCCUCACGCCACAGAGCCCUUGAUUCUUAAUGAUGUCAACCCAGGUUUAUGCCAUUCGGAACUCGAUAAGGAAGCUAAGGGAAUCGCUAGCUAUAUCCUCUCAGUCGCCAAAGCCCUGAUGGCUCGAACAACGGAGGUUGGAGGCCGUACGCUUGUUCACAGUGCUGCUGCUGGGACCGAAAGUCACGGGCAAUACAUGAGCGAAGCCAAGGUCAAGGAGCCGAGCACGUUUGUCAGGAGCGCCGAGGGAGCCAAGACUCAAGAACGUGUGCAUAAGGAGUUGAUGGAUAUUCUGGAGACGAUCCAACCAGGGAUCACUGACAAGAUAUAAUUAGGGGGUUUCUAGGCGUUGUUGCGACGACUAGAGUAGUAAUUCUAUUUAACGAUGUGACGGCUAGGAGGCUGCUGAAAAUGGCAGCUUUCGUCGCUGUUUUACGUAGCUUACUUGCCUACUUUUCAAUACUCCCACGCCCUAAACUUAAUCGCCGCACACCUAUUGUGCCUUAGGUUCAUACACAACUGCUAAAAGACACUUUCUAAGAAAGCAUGUUAGAAUUAAUCUAACUUCCCUAUAAAGAUC